Molecule: messenger RNA, 1966 nt
Organism: Neurospora tetrasperma FGSC 2508
Lineage: Eukaryota; Fungi; Ascomycota; Sordariomycetes; Sordariales; Sordariaceae
Exons: 2
Coding region: 1-1791 (596 amino acids)
Biological process (GO): chromatin remodeling; regulation of transcription by RNA polymerase II
Cellular component (GO): nucleus; RSC-type complex; nuclear chromosome
Molecular function (GO): transcription coregulator activity
Source: RefSeq, a predicted model, not a curated record
AUGGCGCGCUCCGAAUCCCAACAAUCCGUUUUCUCUUCUUAUGCGCCAAGGUUACGCACCUACAACAAUUCCCUCCUAACACCCGUCCUUCCCGGCACUGCUCCCGCGAACCCACUUUCGCGCACAACGAAGCGCGGCACUACCAUCAUCAACUAUGCCGAGGAUGGCUACGACGAUUACGACGAUGACGACGACAACACCCGCAGCCGCCGCCGCCCUACAGGUCUCCGCAGCGUACAGCCCGACGACGGUACUGUCAAGGCCGACCCGGCCGAGAAGGUUGGCAAGGAUACACAUGAGCCCGUGGAGGUACAGGGCAUUUGGCGGGAUUGGAUGGGAAGGUUUCGCCAGGGUCGAUCCGACCAACAGAACUUUGCCCAAGCCAGCCUUCCUCUCACACUGAUCCCCAUACGGAUUGACCUCGAUAUCCCAUCCUACAUUCCGCCCCCGUCUCUGCCUCCGCAUGCUGCAAGCCUGGACCCCAGCAGUCCCCUCUUCAAGCCACAGGAGCCCACCGUCCCAUAUCGGUUACGCGACACGUUCCUCUGGAACCUGCACGAGACUUUGAUUACUACUGAUCAGUUUGCGACUGUCCUGGUCCAGGAUUUAGACCUUCCUAACAGGAAUCAGACCAUAUCCGAGAUCAGCAAGCAAAUAAGGACACAACUAGAAGAGUACGCCGGUGUUGCUCUCCACCCUCUCUUCCACUCCCAUCGCGACCGCCCAGCAACCGAGGUUCCCAAGCCCACGAACCUGCUCGAAGCCGCGACCUCAACUUCCAAUACCCCAGCAAUUAACGGCAACGCCGUAUCGACACCAACGCCCGCCGCCAAUGGCACCUCCGCAGUCCAAACAUCCACUGGCGAAAUUAGCGCCGCCGCAACCCCGAUCCCCCCAGACGCCGACGACUUCAGCCCCGACGACACGUACCGCUGCAUUAUCAACCUUAACAUCAACCUCUCUUCGCAAGUCUAUACCGACAAGUUCGAGUGGUCGCUCCUUCAUCCUCCAGGGACCGCCGAGGCCUUUGCCAAGCAAACCUGCGCCGACCUCGGUCUACACGGCGAGUGGGUACCCGCCAUGACGCACGCCAUCUACGAGGCAGUACUCAAGCUCAAAAAGGAAGCAUGCGAGUCCGGCGGGCUGGUAGCCGGCUGGGGCACUACCUCACUGGGUGUCGGUGGCGUCGAGUUCCCCAACGACGCGGCCGUCACGGCGGGCGGCGAGGGCGCCGGCUGGCGAUACGACCCGGAGCAUCUGGCGGAGGACUGGGAGCCCAAGCUGGAGACGCUGUCGAAGGAGGAGAUUGAGAAGCGCGAGGGCGAUCGCGAGAGGCAGAUCCGCAGACUGCGCAGAGAGACGGCGCGGUUCAGCAGCAAUACUGGCAUGGCGGGCGGCGUGCCUGUGGGCUUCGGAUUCGGUGGGCUUAUCGAGCAGGAAGAGGAGCGCAUGGGACGCGGGGAGAGAAGCAAGAAAAAGAGAAGGUUUAGAAGUCUGUCGCCUACUAGCGGUAGGCACACCCCGGAUGUUGGAGGCGGAGGCGGCGGUGGCGGCGGCGGCGGCGGCGGCGGUGGUGGUGGGUAUGGGGGUGGUGGAACGCUGGCAGAUAACGAACGGAACAACUGGAGGUGCUCUUGCUGUAGGGUGUGGGGCACCAGUGUUUGGGCGGUUCGGGAUGGGCCUUAUGGACCGAGGUCACUCUGCAAUAACUGCGGCUUCAUUUACGAGCGGGAUAGGAAACUGCCGAGGUGGGCUAGGAACCUGCACGCCACUGAUCCCAAGCCUCUGUGAGGAUAGCAUGUUUGAAGGCUGGAAAAGUUGGGCGCAGGAGGCUACUGUUUGAGGAUGGCAUGUCGAAGAUGGAAGGUCCUAUGGUUCCAAGACGAUUUGGAGACAAUGUGCAUUGUAUCCAAGCUAUCUGUCUGACAUGGACGGUGGAGCUUAUUCAAAGUUAGGUGUAGGGGUG